AUGAACCCAUCAGAGAUGCAAAGAAAAUCACCUCUGCAGAGACGGAGACACCACAGUCGAGCACCAUCGACUCGCCAGAUGAACAAAAUGGUGAUAUCGGAAGAACAGAUGAAGUUGCCAUCCACCAAGAAAGCGGAGCCACCAACUUGGGCACAACUGAAAAAGCUGACACAGUUCUCUGAAGAAAGCCUAGAGAACACAAGGGUGACACAAACUCCAGAGAGUAUGCUGCUUGCAGCUUUGAUGAUUGUAUCAAUGGUGUCUACAGGUGUACCCAGCAGCUCUGAAGAGACAGUGACCAUCAAGAACAGGCCAUGAUGAUGGCGGUUUUGUCAAAAGAAAAGGGGGAAGUGUGAAGAAAAGAAAAAGAGAUCAGGUUGUUACUGUGUCUAUCUAGAAAAAGGAAGACAAAAGAAACUCUAUUUUGAUCUGUACUAAGAAAAAUUGUUCUGCUUUGAGAUGCUGUUAGUCUGUAACUCUUGUCCCAACCCUGUGCUCACAAAAACAUGUGCUGUAUUGACUCAAGGUUUAAGGGAGGGCUGUGCAGGAUGUGCUUUGUUAAAAAUGUUUUUGCAGGCAAUAUGCUUUGUGAAAGUCAUCGCCAUUCUCCAUUCUCUAUUAACCAGGGACACAAUGCACUGUGGAAGGCCGCAGGGACCCCUUCCCAAGAAAGCCUGGGUAUUGUCCAGGUUUCCCCACACUGAGACAGCCUGAGAUAUGGCCUCGUGGGAAGGGAAAGACCUUACAUCCCCCCAGCCCGACACCCGUAAAGGGUCUGUGCUAAGGAGGGUUAGUGAAAGAGGAAGGCCUCUAUGCAGUUGAGAUAAGAGGAUGGCAUCUGUCUCCUGCACGUCCCUGGGAUUGGAUGUCUCAGUGUAAAACCGACCAUACAUUCUAUUCUGAGAUAGGAGAAAACCACCUUAUGGCUGGAGGUGAGACAUCAUGGUGGCAAUACUGCUCUGUUACUCUUUAUACUGCACUGAGGUGCUUAUGUAAGCUUAAACAUAAAUCUAGUGAUUGUGCACAUCCAAGCACAGCACCUUUUCUUAAACUUAUUUAUGACACAGAGUCUUUGCUCACAUGUUCUU
Pongo pygmaeus (Bornean orangutan) is the source of this 1088-nucleotide messenger RNA. Its product is annotated as endogenous retrovirus group K member 19 Rec protein-like. The record is from RefSeq and is a predicted model, not a curated record. Bases 1 to 318 code for a protein of 105 amino acids. The transcript is spliced from 2 exons. Lineage: Eukaryota; Metazoa; Chordata; Mammalia; Primates; Hominidae.